AUGAACGUUGGUGGUCUGUUGGCUUCUGCUGGUGUGAAUAGUGUUAUCUGCCUUGGCGUCUUCUCCUUGUAUUCUGUGUUGAGAAAGCAACCAAGCUUCGUGGCUGUCUACUUUGGGCACAAGAUUGCUGAAUCCAAAUCCAAGCGCCACGAUCCCUUCUGGCUCGGGAGGCUCGUCCCUUCCGCGAGCUGGGUCGUCAAGGCCUGGGACGCAACCGAGGACGAAUUGUACGUCGCCGGGGGCGUCGACGCCGUUGUCUUUCUACGUGCAGUCGUCUUCAGUAUCAAAUUGUGCACCGUGGCAUCUAUCAUAUGCCUGGCGUUUGUUCUUCCUCUUAAUUAUUUUGGGAAGAAAAGGCAGCACAAGCACAUCAGAGAAGAGCUUUUAACUGUUUUCACCAUUGGCAAUGUCCAAAGAGGAUCAGAAUGGCUAGGUUUUCAUUGUCUUGUAUUACAUAUCAUAACUAUAUGCGCAUGUGUCUUUCUUUACUCUGAAUUCAAGUACAUCAUGAAGAUGAGAUUAAACCACAUAAAUUCACCUCUUUACCAUCCUAGUCAGUUUACAGUAGUUGUCCGAGCAAUCCCAUGGAUAGACCAAGAAUCAUAUAGUGAUACUCUAGCCAGAUUCUUCACAGAUUUCUAUGCAUCAAGCUACUUAUCCCAUCAAAUGGUUUAUGAGAGGAGUGCAAUCCAGAAAUUGAUGAGUGAUGCUGAAAGGAUGUACACGAUACUCAGAAACAUCCACAUGGAGAGACGAUAUGUGAAAAGACUAUUGAGAUGCGGGUUUUGUGGAAGCCAUAAUAAUGCUUCACAAGAUUUCAGGGCACUUUCCGACGAAUCUAAUAGUGUUACGAAUGAAGAAACCUUCCUUGACGAUUCAGAUGUAAGAAAAAAGGAGUGUGGAGCAGCACUAGUUUUCUUCACGACUCGUUAUGCUGCGCUGGUUGCAUCGGAGGCUCUUCAAUCGCAGAACCCCAUGGCAUGGGUGACCAAUGCUGCUCCUGAACCACGUGACGUGUUUUGGGCUAAUCUCUGCGUCUCUUACCAAAGCCUUUGGAUUCGAAAGAUUAUAGUUGUAGUUGCCUCCAUUUUUUUCGUCACUUUCUUCCUUUUCCCUGUUGUUUUUACACAGUCUCUUGUCCAUCUUGAUAAACUAACAAAGUUGCUACCAUUCUUGGAGAAGGUUGUAAAAAGGGUAGUUUUGGAACAACUGGUGACCGGAUAUCUGCCUAGUGUUAUACUAACUUUAUUUCUAUGCUUGGUUCCACCGGUGAUGUAUGUGUUCUCGACGUUGGAGGGCGUGAUUUCGCGCAGCGAGAGGAAGAGAAGUGCUUGCAUCAAAGUUCUAUACUUCGUCAUAUGGAAUGUUUUCUUUGCUAACAUCUUGACAGAGGCAGCUAUCGACCAUUACCAAAUCUCAAUCCUCAGGCUAGGAGACUACAAAAACAUACCUACUUUGCUUGCCAAAGCCGUCCCAACCACGGCAACCUUCUUCAUGACAUACUGUCUAACAUCAGGGUGGGCUAGCUUGGCUUGUGAGCUGAUUCAGCCAUUCCCUCUCGUCGCCAACCUGUUCACUAGAUACGUACUUCGAAGCACUGAAGACUCAUCCAUUCCAUAUACAUUUCCUUACCACACAGAAGUUCCGAGAGUUCUCUUGUUUGGUCUGCUCGGUAUCACAUGCUCCACCUUAGCGCCGUUGAUACUGCCAUUCGUGCUUGUCUACUUCAUGCUCGCAUUCCUCGUGUAUCGCAACCAAAUACUUAAUGUGUAUGUGACUGACUACGACACCGGCGGCCAGUAUUGGCCGAUUAUCCACAACACCACUAUCUUCUCCCUCGUCCUGACGCAGGUCAUUGCUCUCGGAGUCUUUGGGAUAAAAGACGCACCAGGGCCUUCCACGUUUACUUUCCCUCUCAUCGUCGUGACUCUUCUUUUUAACCAGUUCUGCAGGCAGAGGUUUCUGCCAGUCUUCUUCAGAACUCCUGCUAAGAGUGUUAUUGAGAUGGACCGUAGAGACGAACAAAGCGGGCAAAUGGCGGAAAUCCAUCAGAGCUUGCUAACAGAUUACACUCAGUACACUUCAGAGAGUGAGAAUAAGAAUAAAGAAAUGAUUAGUAGAACUGAUGCUGAACUUGAUGAAACUGAGAAGGGAGAUAUAUCUCAUGCUUAA
Messenger RNA from Salvia splendens (bonfire salvia), 2172 nucleotides. RefSeq names its product CSC1-like protein RXW8. Gene Ontology annotation, molecular function: calcium-activated cation channel activity. The coding region runs from base 1 to 2172 and encodes 723 amino acids. The transcript is spliced from 9 exons. Gene Ontology annotation, cellular component: plasma membrane. The record is from RefSeq and is a predicted model, not a curated record. Lineage: Eukaryota; Viridiplantae; Streptophyta; Magnoliopsida; Lamiales; Lamiaceae.